AUGGAUUAUGGAUUGCUGAGGCAUGUCCGUCAUCGGGGCAUCGAUAUCCACCUUGACAGCAUAUCCCGAUGGGCGCGCUGUCAUCGGGACAUCCACAGUGACAUCACUAAACUUGGAUCGCAUCGCGCGAUGACCGCACCGACUCUGGGCGGAAGACCACUCGAAGAUCAGCCAUCCGACACGCCGACGCUGUUCGGUCAAAGGCGGUGGUCUCCGGUGGCCCGUGCGCCUGGCAAGCCCGACAACUCGCACGCAGCGUCCGCCGAUGCAAACCCGCCCGUCCGGGUGAAAACUGGGGAUCCCGCGCCGGAGAGCCUCCGGGGGAAGCCAAGGCUGGUGCCCAAGGUGAACGAGGAGGUUGUCGGGGAGCUGCCGAUGAACCGGGUGAGCAUCAAGGAGGACGCCGCGCUCGCCAGGGGGUUGAAGCAUCGUGCCGUGUAUGGCGCCGACUCCACGGAGUUAGACGAGGUGAAGGAGAUCUUCGUGCGCACGGUCCCACCGGAGGACCAGGAUUGGAUGCCAAAGUCGGCGACGCUUCUCAGUCCCGACAUCAACAACGCUCUUGCUUAA
Molecule: messenger RNA, 570 nt
Organism: Epithele typhae
Lineage: Eukaryota; Fungi; Basidiomycota; Agaricomycetes; Polyporales; Epitheliaceae
Exons: 8
Coding region: 1-570 (189 amino acids)
Source: RefSeq, a predicted model, not a curated record